AUGGCUGAUUUGGAAAAUAUCGAGUUAGUUAUGGAGACGAGAGACUUGGAUGAGGAAGAGGAAUGGAUUCUUUUGGAAAGCAAGAAGAUUUUAAAGGAGGAGGAUGAGCGUAAAAAUAAAGAUUUAAAACAAAGGUCUAGAGUUAGAUGGGCCAAAGAAGGUGAUGAGAAUUCCAAAUUUUUUCACUCCAUGAUUAAUUGUAGGAAAGCUUGUAAUGUAACUCACGGGCUGAACUUGGAUGGGAAGAGGAUUUUUUUCAGAAUCUUUACUAGCUUCUUUGAAUCCGGGGAGAUUAACAUGGGUUGCGGGUCUUCGUUUAUCGCCGUUAUUCCGAAAGUUAUGGACCCGCUUGGCUUGAAAGACUAUAUGCCUAUUAGUUUGACUCAAAAGGUGCUGGAUUCCGUCAUCUCUUCUUCUCAAUCGGCGUUUCUCCGUGGUAGAUAUAUUUUGGACGGCCCGCUUGUGGUCAAUGAGAUGGGUUUCCCGAGUAGGUGGUGUAGGUGGAUCAAGGGGGUCAUUUCGUCAGCCAGGGCGUCGGUUUUGGUUAACGGAGCUACCACGUUCGAAUUUAAAUGUGAUAAAGGAAUGCGCAAAGGAGAUCCUAUCUCUCCGUUUUUGUUUGUCAUUGUCAUGGAAGCGCUGUCUUGUAUGAUUAGAAAGGCUAUUAGUUUGGGAAUUGUGAAAGGUGUGGUUCUUCCUAACGACGGCCCUUUGGUUUCACAUAUGUUCUACGCUGACGAUGCGAUAAUUAUUGGGGAGUGGAGUUCGGAUAACAUCCAAAAUUUGGUGAGAAUCCUAAAGUGUUUUCAUGCAUGUUCAGGUCUUCUAAUUUUAGCAAAUCCAGUCUCUUCGGUAUUGGGGUGA
This is a messenger RNA of Helianthus annuus (common sunflower), 864 nucleotides long. RefSeq lists its product as uncharacterized. The record is from RefSeq and is a predicted model, not a curated record. The transcript has 4 exons. The coding region runs from base 1 to 864 and encodes 287 amino acids. Lineage: Eukaryota; Viridiplantae; Streptophyta; Magnoliopsida; Asterales; Asteraceae.